GCAGAAUUAAUAUCGAAGAAAAUCAAUGGGGAUCGCGCAAAUUUGAUCAGAAAUUGAUCAGUGAAAUGCAGUCACGGAUAAUCAACUCGAGCAUCAAAUCGAGAGCAGUGUUCUCCACGAGAUAUGUUAAUCUUUGGACAAAGAUAUUCCAGAAGAAGAAGAAACCGUUAGCUUCAGAGGUCCUAACGAGCUACCUAUUGCAAACCGACGAACCCCCUUGGACUUCAUACUUCGUCCGAUACGCCGACGUGGUGAAUAAUCAGCGGGGAAUGUCACACUUCAAUUGGCCAGCGGGCGGCAGCAAUUAUCACGUACUUAGGACCGGCUGCUUCCCGUACAUCAAGUAUCACUGUAGCAAGCGGCCGAUGCAGGAUCUCAGUAGCGAGGACAGAUUCUUCAAGGCGAUCAAGAUAUUGAACCUUGGUAUCCCUACUCUGAUGUAUGGACUGGCUGCGACGCAGCUUAUCCGACACCGUGAGAUCGUGAAGACGCCUCGAGGUGACGUGACGAUCUAUUUCUUGCUACCAGAGGACAAAGGUUCGCAGUACUGAGACUUGCACCCUACAACGCUAAUCUGCGUCGAGUCUCACAUCGUGGCCUUCCUCGGAGAUGACGUUAACAGCAACGAAAUACAAAAUUGUACCGAUGACUGUUGCUUCUUUUUUCAAGAAGUCUCCUUAUUUCUCGUUAUUUCAUCGAGUUCUCAAGUACAAAACGAAAAGAGAAUCGAACGGCGCAAGAAACUCUCAACCUUCUGAAUAUUCUGCUCUAUCCAUAACAGAUGCGACUACCAAUAUUAACUGAGAAAAUGAAGAAGCUGAAAAACAAUUCUGGAUAGUGCCGUUUUUUCUUAUAAAAGAAUAACGAUAGGAUUUAUCCAAUAGCUCAAUACGACAAAGUCAAGGAGUUAGUUUAGUUAAUAAACGACUUGAAACAGACUGUUCUUUUCUUUUGCUUUCAUGAUCGCUUUAUGCGAAAUGUAUUUUU
Molecule: messenger RNA, 987 nt
Organism: Acromyrmex echinatior (Panamanian leafcutter ant)
Lineage: Eukaryota; Metazoa; Arthropoda; Insecta; Hymenoptera; Formicidae
Source: RefSeq, a predicted model, not a curated record